This is a messenger RNA of Saimiri boliviensis boliviensis (Bolivian squirrel monkey), 1347 nucleotides long. Lineage: Eukaryota; Metazoa; Chordata; Mammalia; Primates; Cebidae. The record is from RefSeq and is a predicted model, not a curated record.
AGCCCCUAGCGCAGACGGCGGAGAGCGGCGAAGGAGCGCGCCUUGGCUCGCUGGCCUUGGCUGCGGCUCCUCGGGAGAGCUGGGGCGCCCACGCGAGGAUCCCUCACCUGGGUCUCUCCUCAGGGAUGACAUCAUCUAUCCACCUCCUUGUCUUCAAGAACCACCAACCCUCCAUGCCGAGCUGCUGCCAAGGGGCCUGCUGCCCAUCUACACCUCACGAGGGCACUAAGAGCACAGAUUCCUGGAUCCCACCAGCAUACGCAGCAGCCACUGACAGACCCCCAGGACCAGGAUGGCAAAGGAUGAAGAGGACCAGAACUGACCAGCCUGCUGUCCCUCUUGCCUAAAGACUUAAACCAAUGCCCUAGUGAGGGGGCGUUGGGUGUGAAGCCCUGACCUUUGCUGUGUUCAUGCUUUGUCUCUGAGUACUUUCCUAUACAUCUUUGCUUGUGUUCACCUGCUAGCAAACUGGAGUGUUUCCCUCCCCAAGGGGGUGUCAGUCUUUCUCGACUGUCUGUCAUCACCCUUAUGAUGUCCUAAAUGGAAGGAUCCCUUUGGGAACUUCUCAGGAGGGGGACCUGGGCCGAGGGCUUGACCAGCGUCCUGCUGGCAACUCCCAGGCCCUGGGUGGGCUUCUGGAAUGAGCAUGCUACUGAAUCCCCUAAGGCAUGCCCCACCUCUCUGGGGAUCUUUCUGUCCUUUUCUGGGGAAUGGGGUCGAUGGGAGCAACCUCCUAGGGUUGUUGUGAGAAUUAAAUGAGAUUAAAGAGGCCUCAGGCAGAAUCCGGCAUAGAGGAGGUGAUCAGCAAAUGUUUGUUGAGAAGGUUUGUCAGCUCAGUCCCUUCCCACCCCGUUUGCUUGUCUUGUUCAUCCUGUUAAUUCUCCCACAGCCCUCCAGGCAGCCCUCGUCCACGGGGCUCUCCUUGCAUCAGGCAGGGGCUCGCAGAGACCACCGACGGGCUGACUUGACCAAGCUUCUUGAAAGGCCUGCCUAUACCUGCUGUCUUCCCUCCUCACCUCCAAUUCCCUCUUCAGCCCACUGCCUCCUGACUCGCUCUACUCCGUGGAAGGGCUCUCACCAAGGUUCCCAGUGCCCCCACAAGCCCCUUCUGGAGUCUCCAUGUCCUGCCGAGCAUCCUCCAGUGCCUCCUCCUGUGGGCCUGGCUUCAGGGCUGAGGACAGACAUGUGUCCUGUACCAGAGACCCCUCGUGAUCAGGCCCUGCCCAGGCUGUUGCUUCUUUGGACCGAAUUUCCUGUCAUUGCGCCCGGCAGUCACUCCACUUCACUGGAGAGCAACCUGCAGCUACGUGGGCCGUGGCCUGGCUGGGUCAGCUGAAGAGCUGCAGA